Messenger RNA from Prinia subflava (tawny-flanked prinia), 2483 nucleotides. It is a transcript of the gene DONSON, whose product is annotated as DNA replication fork stabilization factor DONSON. The record is from RefSeq and is a predicted model, not a curated record. The transcript is spliced from 10 exons. NCBI's taxonomy places the organism in Eukaryota, Metazoa, Chordata, Aves, Passeriformes, Cisticolidae. The coding region runs from base 287 to 2314 and encodes 675 amino acids. Gene Ontology annotation, biological process: nuclear DNA replication. Gene Ontology annotation, cellular component: nucleus.
CACCAUUUCAUCUCCUCAUCCGAGUCCUCCUCCUUGUUCUCUUGUGCUGCCAGCACUGACCCUGCCCUGUCUCCUCUUGGUGCUCUCUGAGAUCCUGGCGUCCCAGCCAGCUUGGCAAGGGGCUGGGCGGCCGCGUUCUCCUCAUUCGUCACUGUCGUCCUCUACUGCAGAAUGAUCCAGGGACCUACUGCCUCCUGAGAGAGCAGUCCCUGCGGAGAGAUAUUGGGGCUGGUUGUGUGCAAUGGGACAGGAGACAAACAGGGUUCAGUCUCGUCGGGAGAAAUAAAUGGGUUUCUUAGUGUAUUUGGGAGAGAAAACUAGUUUUGAUACCACUCGUCUAUUGUACGCAGCGAUGCUGCCACAGCCGAGCGCAGCCUUGGGGCCGCUGUCCCGAUGCAUUUGGAAGGGCAGGGACACAAUGUGGAGCGCCGUGUGUCUUUGUGCUCCGUGUUUGUGCUGCCUGUGCGGGCGGAGCGGGGCUGGCGGGAGCCGCGCUCCCCUCAGAGCCCCUGAGGGCGGCAGCAAUGGCGGCGCCGCUCCCUCAGCACCGCCCCGGGGCGGGCGCCUUUUGGCGCCAAGACGGAGCUGCGGCUGCUCCCGGCCCCGCUCGGCCAUGGCCGCCCCCGCCGAGCCCGGGCACUCGCCGGCCUUCAAGAAGCCGCCGGCGCUGCUGCGGCUGAAGCGCAAACGCCCCGGGCGGAGGAGCGACCCCUCCGCAGCCGCGGGAGCUGGCGCUGCCCCCGCCCCGCGGGGCCCCUCUGCGGCCGCCCGCCGCCGCAACCCCUUCUCCAGCCUGGACAACGCUCCGCAGCGGGCGGCGGCCGCCCCUCAGCCCCCGGCAGCGGCCCCGGCGGGCGGGGAUCCGUCGGCAGCGCCUUUCUGGCAGUUUUUAGAGCCGGCCUGUGAAGAGAAGCCCUCCAGGAGUGCCGAGCCUGCUGAAAGUUCCGACAUCCUUGCCCUCAGCCAGGACCCACAUUCACCCCUUGCUGUACCCCAAGCUCCCUCCACGCCCAGACCGGAAUUCCCUGCAGACUGGAGUAUCAAAACUCGUGUUCUCUUCGUGUCCUCCCAACCCUUCACGUGGGCAGAGCACCUGAAGGCGCAGGAGGAGGCGCAGGGACUCGCCCAGCACUGCAGAGCCACAGAAACCCCCCUGCCCCGGAGCGUGCAGACCCCGUGGGACCCGCAGGAGCCGCGGCUGUGCUCGGAGCUGCGCUGCGCCUUCCAGCAGAGCCUCGUCUACUGGCUGCACCCCUCGCUGCCCUGGCUGCCGCUGUUCCCCCGCCUCGGCGCCGACAGGAGGAUGGCUGGGAAGGCCUGUCCUUGGGCACAGGACGAGGCCUUGCAGCAAGUGCUCAUGAGUGACUGGUCGGUGAGCUUCACCUCUCUGUACAACCUGCUGCGGGCGGGGCUGUGUCCGUAUUUCUACGUGUGCGCGGCGCAGUUCUCGGUGCUGUUCCGCGCGGCGGGGCUGGCGGGCAGCGCCGUGCCCACGGCGGCCGUGGCGCCCACCACGCGCGGCCUCCGCCACGCCAUGAGGAGCGAGGGCAUAGAGUUCUCCCUGCCUUUGCUCGAGGACGGUAGAACGAGGAAACAGAACUCUGAGGAGAGUUUGGAAACAGAAAGUGCUGAGGGCCGCAGAGAGGGGAGCAGUGUGGAGGAUGCGGGGGAACCAGCUCCCAGCGAUGACGAUGAUGAUGAUGGAAGUUUCUCUUGGCUUGAGGAGAUGGGAGUCCAAGACAAGGUGAAGAAACCAGACACUAUUUCUAUCCAACUGCGCAAGGAGAAGCACGACGUGCAGGUGGAUCACAGGCCCGAGUCGCUGGUGCUGGUGAGAGGCAGCAACACCUUCACGCUGCUGAAUUUCCUGAUCAGCUGCCGCAGCCUGGUGGCCGUGGCGGGGCCGCAGGCGGGGCUGCCGCCCACGCUGCUGGCCCCGGUGGCCUUCCGGGGCGGCACCAUGCACACGCUCAAGGCGCGGACAGUCAGCGGCCGUACGCGGGUGCAGGGGGGCUUUGAGGACGUGUUCAGCCUGGAGGUGCUGGGGCCGGUGCUGCCGCACGCCCUGCACGCCCUGACGCGGGUGCUGGCCCCGGCGCAGCGCGGCGCCUUCCGAGCCCUGCUCAGCCCCCACGAGCCCAGCGCCGCCUUCAACGCCCGCCCGGGCCCGCCCCAGGAAGGCGUGCGCCAGGACCUCCCUGCCUGCGGGCUGCACCCCAAGACUUUGGAGCAGCUGAGUCAGUGCCCCACGCUGGGGAAGUCGGCCAUCCGCUUGCUGGAAAUGAAGGAUUACGCCUACACCUGGAAGGCCUAGGAAUGCUGCUCAUCCUCUCCAGGUGCUGAGCUCGGGGCACGGCGGGAGGGACACGCCUGUGCUGCACAUCAACACUUCCAAGGCCUUGAAAGAAAGGAGGGCAAAGGCCUUGGGCAUCCCCAUUUUUAUUGUAGGAAGUGUUUUUUAAAUAAAAUAUGGUUUUAUAGGU